This is a messenger RNA of Protopolystoma xenopodis, 717 nucleotides long. Lineage: Eukaryota; Metazoa; Platyhelminthes; Monogenea; Polystomatidea; Polystomatidae. The record is from the annotation of a GenBank genome assembly.
AUGGAUGAAAAUGAAUUUUGCAACGAUGUUCCUGUCCUGCCUGAUGACGUGUCUAGGACGAGGCUAAGAGUCAAGCCACAUCAAUUUUAUGGGAUUCGCCAAUAUCCGGUUGCGAUUUCUGCCAUUUUGCAGAGUAUAUGGCCCUGUUGGAUAGUGGAUAUUAUGUCUAACAAAGCUAAAAAUCCGGUUGCUUUUAGAAAUUGUUGCCACGAAGAUCGUUCUCAAAGUUUUCACAAUCACCCGAAGGUUUUCAAGGAAACCGUUUGCUCCAAAGGCUGUAAUAGCACUAAUCUUCAGGAAAACACUGAUACUCACGAUGAUAUUAGACCGUCAUGCAGAGAUAGCAACCGAGGCCUAGGUCUACCAAGAUUUGAUGAAAAGAAUGCAGCAGUAUCUCUCUCAAGGACAGGUUUCAGUAUUUCCACUUGGCUGCGCUUGGAUUGCACUCAUAAUUUGCAGCUCUCUACGGAUCUAGAGAAUCGAGACAUUAAAUCCGAUCCUCCUGAUCAAUCUUUACAGGAACCUUCUGCUCCACAAUUGAAUAAGUUUGGCCCUUUUGAGCAUUCUCAACAAGUGAAUGAGAAGGAAGCAAAUCUCAUCCAUCUUAUCACCUUGGAUGGGCACAUUGAGAAUACACAUCCCGAUUUCUACCAGCUAGGAAGUGACGGAAGAAUAGUUCAUUGGAUAAAAUUGUCGACUAAGGUAAGUUCUUCUUGA